AUGCAUAAAUUAAGAUAAUUACAAGAAAAAGAAGUUCAAUCUCACUUAACUUAAUAAGUCUUUGUACCUUUCAUUUAAGAACGAGAUUCUUUAGGUAAACUACAAAUAAACCACAAAAGAAAUACUUCACAAAAAUCAACAUAAAAAAAGAAAUCUAAUAAAAAGGUAUAAUAUUAUAUAUCAAGAAACUUAUAAAUAGUAAAAGUGAACAUACAAAAUCAAAAAUAAAUUUUUUAAAAGAUGUUUAUACAAUUAAUCAUAAUACAGAAUGGGCCAAUUUAACGAAUGUUUCUAGAUUAGAAAAAAAAUUUAAUUUGAGAAUUCAGACUGAAUUUGUUGAGUAGAAACCACUUACAUUAUUAAAUUAAAAACUAUAGCUGAAUGGUGGUAUCGUCUAACAUAGAGCUAACACUUAAUUAAAUAAUUCACCUAAGUUAGGAAAAAAUCUUAGUAAAAAUACUAUACCUCCUAUUGGAUAUUAUCAACCUAAAGAUAUGUAAAUAAAAAAAUAACCUAUGUUUGUUAAAAUGAAUUUGUAAUAGGAAACUAAUAGAUAAAUUAAAAAAGUUAUAAAAACAGAAUGUUCAUCAACAACUUCAAUUCCUAAAUUAGAAUUCUCUAAUAUUAGAAUUUUAAACAAAAUUCCAUAAGAAUUAUUUGAAAAAGCAUAUUAAACAGAGAGAAUGUCAACAGAACAUAGAUUUAGAUACACUCCUUUGCAUUUUGAUAAUGAAGAAAUAGAACAAUAAGAAUAUAAGAUAAAUUAAUUAAGAUAAAUUUAUAAAGUUAUGAAAAAUAGUAUUUCUUGA
Paramecium pentaurelia is the source of this 809-nucleotide messenger RNA. The record is from the annotation of a GenBank genome assembly. Lineage: Eukaryota; Ciliophora; Oligohymenophorea; Peniculida; Parameciidae.